Messenger RNA from Hippoglossus stenolepis (Pacific halibut), 1179 nucleotides. It is a transcript of the gene bkgd, whose product is annotated as chromosome 15 C11orf54 homolog. The record is from RefSeq and is a predicted model, not a curated record. Lineage: Eukaryota; Metazoa; Chordata; Actinopteri; Pleuronectiformes; Pleuronectidae. Gene Ontology annotation, cellular component: nucleus. The coding region runs from base 101 to 1060 and encodes 319 amino acids. Gene Ontology annotation, molecular function: zinc ion binding; hydrolase activity, acting on ester bonds. The transcript is spliced from 8 exons.
GUAGUUAAACCAAACUGUAGCUGGAGCCGCUGUGUCAGUGACCUCCCACCUCCUCUCCUGCAGUGUCACAGUCUGAGGAGACUCACCAAAAACUGGAGUCAUGGCAGAAAUCAGCAGAACUGAGAGGGUCCAGCUGCACGCUCCACAUCUGGAGGAGCUGCGUGGUGUACUGCAGACAGGACUGGAGGAGAACUUUGCAGAAGUGCAGGUGAGUGUUGUGGAGUGUCCAGAUCUCACCAAAGAGCCAUUCCACUUCCCUGUCAAAGGCCUGUGCGGAAGUCCUCGAAUCACUGAUGUGGGCGGUGUGCCAUACCUGGUUCCCUUGGUUCAGAAGCACAAGGAAUACAACAUGAACAGUAUAUCUAAAGAGCUGGAGCUGCCGGGAGCGUUCAUCCUCGGUGCAGCAGCGGUUCCCUCCAGGAUUGUUGGAAUGAACGCAGAGCUGGUGCCCGCGGUUCUCACAGAAGCGGAGGGGAGGCCAGCAGUGAACAGCAGUUACUACUCCUCCAUCAACCCCGCUGACGGCCAGUGUCUGCAGGAAAAAUACAGUGACAAAUUCUCCGACUGCAACUUUGGACUGCUGGGUAAUCUCUACGCAUGUGAGGGGCAGCCUGGAAAGGUCAUAGAGGUGCGGGCGAAGAAGAGAACAGGAGGCCACAGUCUCGUGACCGCCUUGAGGAACACUCUUGAAGGACACUACCCUGAUAAAAGCCUGGCGCUCGGAGGCACCUUCAUCAUCCAGAAAGGGAAAGCGAAAAUCCACAUCAUGCCGAGAGAGUUCUCAGUCUGCCCCCUCAACACCAACGACGAGGUCAACAACUGGCUCAAGCACUUUGAGGUCAGCGCUCCGCUUAUCUGCCAGUCGGUGCUCGUUUCCAGGGAUCCUGGUCUUGACCUGCGAGUGGAGCACACCCACUGCUUCAGCCCUCAUGGAGAAGGUGGCCACUACUACAUUGACACCACACCCGACAGUGUGGAGUACUUGGGCUACUUUAUGCCUGCGGAGUUCGUCUACCGCAUCGACAGACCCACAGAGACCCACGAAGUUGGACGAGACUGAAGCACUAGAGGAAAUUCAAUUUUUUUUCUCUUAAAUCCCAUUUCCCUCUCAAGAUUCUUGCACAUUUCUCCUCAAAUAGAAUCCCUAAAUUACAUGAAAUAAAAACAACUUCAAAAUUC